Molecule: messenger RNA, 1594 nt
Organism: Oryzias melastigma (Indian medaka)
Lineage: Eukaryota; Metazoa; Chordata; Actinopteri; Beloniformes; Adrianichthyidae
Product: transmembrane protein 265
Exons: 3
Coding region: 431-799 (122 amino acids)
Cellular component (GO): membrane
Source: RefSeq, a predicted model, not a curated record
UACGGCACCUGUGGAAUGUGGGAUUGGGUAACCAGGAGGACUCUACUCCUGGUAAACUUUAAUCGGUGUGGCCAACAAGUGAGGUAGACGGUGGUAUACCCACCAGAAAAGGAAAAGAGUUUGUGGGUGUUACAAUAACAAAGUGACGGGUUCUUGUGAAGGCGGGAGUGAAGAAGGGAAGAGUCACCGAGGCAAAUUCCUUCUUAGUAAAUGGGCGUGGAAGUGUCAUGACUAUUUCUCUUCCUGCCAUAAAAACAGAAACAUGAAACUAGAUUUUCACGGUGACGCCAAGGCAAGCUGUCUGCUGGGAUUCGCUUGAGCAGAGCGGAAACACCUGAACUUCAACGGAUUUGAAGGAGAAACGAGGAUUUUGGUCUUUUUUGUGGACGAACUGAGUUUCUACUGACAAACGGAUUCAAGUCAAUCAGAAAUGUCAUCUGGAGCAACCAAAGAGGAGAUCCUGCCUCUGAACAUCGUGCCCGGACAGGGGGACAAGGAGACCACUGCUGAAAGCUGCAAACCUUCCCCAGUCCGGAAGAUGAUCUCCAACUUGCGGAAUGACAGGACUCACAGGGUCCUGGCCAUCAUGAGCAUCAUCUGUGGCGUUUCCUGCAUCGGAAUCAAAGCUCUGAUAAGUUCAGUCAAGGCUGGGGAAACGACAGACAUUGAAGCUGCUAAAAAGCUUUCCAAGGAGGCAAAAAAGUUCGGCAUCAUCUCCAUUGUUACUCUGUUCGCCAUUUUCGUCUGUACUUUCAGUCUUCUGGCGCUGGUCUCGUAUCUGCUCACUCUGGACAACUGAUGCACCUGGAAGUCUCUUGUGGAGACGGUUUACUGUGAGGAUGGACAAGACAGCGCUGCUGCUGGAAGUUACAUGACUUGAAAGGACCACGUGUCUCAGUUUACAAAGAUUUAGUUACUUUUUUCUUGCAGUCACUACUAAACGCUUGAGGACCUUUUACAGCAGCCUGCAUUUUUUGGAAUCCUGCUGAAACACUCCUGCCACGAUUGGGCUUAAGCAGGGCGCCGUGGAAAGCAUGCGGGACAGCGAGCCGCGAGGAUCAGGGUUGGGAAAACAUGGAUGUAAUAUUUAUUAAAGCAAAUGGUAAAGCUAUAAAAGACAGAGGUUAGAAGUUUUUACCUACUUUUGUUUAGCAGAAGCAACAACCACCCACAAGAUAAUAACAAAAAAAAAGUCAAAGGAUGCAGAACUCUAACAAUCCUCUGAAUUUUUAAAAAAUAUCAACACAUUUUAGAAGAAAUCAACCGAAAAGGACGGAAAACUUUCUAAAAAUAAACCAGAACAGUCAUCAUUACCAGAUUUUAUUAAAAUGUAAAAUACUCAUUGCCACUAAAGGUACUUUAAAAUACUAUCAAAUGUGUUUACUAAGCCUAAGCAUAUUACAGCACUUUGGGUUUUUUUUACUAAAAAACACAACAGCAGAGAUUAUAACCAACAAGAUGAGUUUUUAAAGUGCCAGAAUUACCUUGACAUUAUUGCAUUGUUACUAUACGUUUAUUGUCAAAUUAUAUACAGUGUUGUACUUUUAUACAAACAUACAAAAUGUCUUUUUGUGAUAAAAUGUUUGAAAAUGUU